This is a messenger RNA of Beauveria bassiana ARSEF 2860, 1275 nucleotides long. RefSeq names its product alpha-L-rhamnosidase C. The coding region runs from base 1 to 1275 and encodes 424 amino acids. NCBI's taxonomy places the organism in Eukaryota, Fungi, Ascomycota, Sordariomycetes, Hypocreales, Cordycipitaceae. The record is from RefSeq and is a predicted model, not a curated record. The transcript has 2 exons.
AUGGCUGCAUCAAACAGCACCGAGCCAUUCCCGCCUGUCGGCGACGAUCCGAGUGAAGCCACGCGAAGCCCAAGCCACGAAGAUGGGCGUAGCACUAUUGCCACCCGACCGACCGCAUCGUCGUCCAUUAGCAGUCGCUUACGACGACUUUCCGUGACUUUUGAAGAGUCUGGGCCUCCAGAAGGAUUUAUGGCUGCCACCGGUGGCAUUGCUUCCUCCAUGCUCACAGGACGACCUGCCAGAGAUUCGACAAGUUCCUCAAUCGAGCGGCGCGACUCUGCCAACCAACUGCAAGAGGUCUCACCAGGGCCAAUGCGAUCCAAUACGAUACACUCUGUGGCGGAAGAGCAAGAGCCUCAACAAGUUCUCUUGGAGCCAUUCAUUGUAAAGUCGCAGGAGCCGACCGCAACGGCAGCUUUCCCGAAUGGGUAUCACUUCCCGCCCAAACAUUCAUCUUGGCAAUCAACGAAAGAUGCCAGCAUCACCUUUUGGAACUAUUUUCUCACCCCCGUAGGUUUUCUUGUCACAAUAUACGGCCUCAAUGUUGUCGCGUGGGGUGGCAUGCUAUUUCUGCUUCUUUGCAACGCCUCACCAGCCAUGUGUAACCCAACAUGUAACGAUAUCAACUCUCCUCGGCGUGUCUGGAUCGAGAUUGACUCUCAAAUCCUCAAUGCCCUGUUCUGCGUCACAGGGUUCGGACUGGCGCCGUGGCGCUUUCGCGAUCUAUAUUUUCUUUUGAAAUACCGAUUGGGUGGCCAAGGAGUUGGCCUCCGACGGCUGGCAGGUAUUCAUCGAGGUUGGUUUCGCUUACAGGGUUCCACGGAGUUAGAGCCAUCGAUAGGUCCGGAUAAUGUCGCAAACCGACCCAACAAGGCAGACUCUGAUUCUAUUCCCUAUCCUGAAAACAGGAUUCCCGAUGUCCCUCUCACUGGGGUACGGGCUCGAGCCACGGCUCUGUGGAAGCUUGAUUUCGUCAUCUGGUUCAUGGUGGGCAACACACUGCUUCAGUGUGUUCUCUGUGGAUUCAUGUGGGGAAUGAACAGAUACGAUCGGCCCAGUUGGUCUACUGGUCUCUUUGUUGCGUUGGGCUGCAUUGUAGCGAUUAUAGCUGGCCUCGUUAUGUUCUUCGAAGGCAAGGCUGUCAAGGGUAUUGAGGGUGUACCUGUUAGCCAGGCUGAUAUGGAGCUGCUUGCGAAGGACAGAGAAAGAGGCGUCUACCACUUUAAUAAUAUGGGGGACAAAGGCGAGCAGAAGAGCAAGAAAAAGGGACGCUAA